Molecule: messenger RNA, 624 nt
Organism: Trichoplusia ni (cabbage looper)
Lineage: Eukaryota; Metazoa; Arthropoda; Insecta; Lepidoptera; Noctuidae
Gene: Blos1
Product: biogenesis of lysosome-related organelles complex 1 subunit 1
Exons: 3
Coding region: 209-604 (131 amino acids)
Biological process (GO): endosomal transport
Cellular component (GO): BLOC-1 complex
Source: RefSeq, a predicted model, not a curated record
AAAAUUGACACUCGUAAAAACAUCGUCAGAUCGUUUCAGCAAAAAUAAUUGUUUGUUAUUAUUUUGAAGUUCCUAAACAAUUUGUGCUGGGCGUAAAAGAUAAUUAUGUGAACGAACCCCUCAAAAGCCUAAGAAGAGGAUUUCCAUAUAACAUCAGCCGGUAACGGCAGACAUUGAAAGUUUAAGAGGACAAAAUAAUAACAUAAACAUGCUGUCCUCACUCAUAAAGGAGCACCAAGCGAAACAAGCUUCAAAGAGAGUUGUACAAGAGCAAAAACGUAAAGAAUGCAUAGCUGCAGCUAACGAUCUAACCCAAGCACUGGUUGACCAUCUUAAUGUGGGUGUUGCACAGGCAUAUCUAAAUCAGAAAAAGUUGGACGCGGAAGCUAAACUCUUACAUCAGGGCGCUAUCAACUUUGCUAAGCAGACUCAGCAGUGGCUUGCACUUGUUGAAAACUUCAGUAGUGCACUCAAGGAGAUAGGAGAUGUAGAAAACUGGGCAAGAAGUAUCGAGAAUGAUAUGAAAGUCAUUACUGAUACUUUGGAAAGAGCGUAUGAAAUGACACAAGAACAACCUAGCAAUAUUAAUACUACUAAUCAAUAAAGCCUAAUACAUGUAUAAAA